Molecule: messenger RNA, 981 nt
Organism: Meriones unguiculatus (Mongolian gerbil)
Lineage: Eukaryota; Metazoa; Chordata; Mammalia; Rodentia; Muridae
Product: zinc finger protein 120-like
Exons: 6
Coding region: 1-981 (326 amino acids)
Biological process (GO): regulation of DNA-templated transcription
Source: RefSeq, a predicted model, not a curated record
AUGACCUCAGAUCUCCUGAAUUUGGAGUUAUGGAUAGUUGUGAGCCUCCAUAGUUCGGUAACCUAUGACGAUGUGGAUGUGAACUUCACUCAGGAAGAGUGGGCCUUGCUGGAUCCUUCCCAGAAGAGUCUCUACAAAGAUGUGAUGCUGGAGACCUGCCAGCACCUUACAGCUAUAGGCUACAAUUGGGAAGAGCAUAAAAUUGAAGAACAUUAUCAACUUUUUAGAAGAUAUGGAAGAAAGAAAAGAAUACAUGUUCAUGAGAAACCCUAUGAAUGUAAACAGUGUGGUAAAGCCUUUUCCAAUCCCAGUAGUCUGCAACUGCAUAAAAGAACACAUACUGGAGAGAAACCCUAUGAAUGUAAUCAGUGUGGGAAAGCCUUUUCACAACCCAGUAGUCUCCAACUGCAUAAAAGAACACAUACUGGAGAGAAACCCUAUGAAUGUAAUCAGUGUGGGAAAGCCUUUUCACAACCCAGUGGUCUCCACCUGCAUAAAAGAACACAUACUGGAGAGAAACCCUAUGAAUGUAAUCAGUGUGGGAAAGCCUUUUCACAAUAUGGACAUCUGCAGACGCAUAAAAGAACACAUACUGGAGAGAAACCCUACGAAUGUAAUCAGUGUGGGAAAGCCUUUUCACACCUCAGUAGUCUCCAAGUACAUAAAAGAACACAUACUGGAGAGAAACCCUAUGAAUGUAAUGAGUGUGGAAAAGCCUUUUCAAAAAAAGGAAAUCUCCAAGAGCAUAAAAGAACACAUACUGGAGAGAAACCCUAUGAAUGUAAUGAAUGUGGUGAAGCCUUUGCACAACUCAGUAAUCUACAAAAGCAUGAAAGAAUACAUACUGGAGCCAAACCCUACGAAUGUAAUCAGUGUGGGAAAGUCUUUUCUCAACAUGGACAUCUCCAAACGCAUAAAAGAAUACAUACUGGAGAGAAACCCCAUGAAUGUAAUCAAUGUGGUAAAGCCUUUGCACGUUGA